Messenger RNA from Lottia gigantea (owl limpet), 1596 nucleotides. RefSeq lists its product as hypothetical. NCBI's taxonomy places the organism in Eukaryota, Metazoa, Mollusca, Gastropoda, Lottiidae. The coding region runs from base 1 to 1236 and encodes 411 amino acids. The record is from RefSeq and is a predicted model, not a curated record. The transcript is spliced from 6 exons.
AUGGGGAGAGUGCCAGUGCCAAGCGUCCUGAAAAUGCUUAUAGGAUUGGUUUUGCUCAAAGAAGUAGGAUCUAAACAAAUCUCAGAGCCACUAUCAGAGUCGUCACUUUUAAACUCCCCAUUUUCUGACAUCCACACAUCUUUAAAACCCUGGAUAGUUCGAGCCCGGAUUAAAGAUGGCGAUAGCGGGUCGGUUCAGGACGUGUUCAUCAACGAUAAGAAACAAGAAGAAAUCACCAGAAUUCAUAACCCUUAUUACGAUAUUUUCAUCAUUAAAAACUUUAAAUUGAAAACCGCCAUGUUGUUAAUUUUUACUAAGAAGAAAUACCAAGAUAAGUUAUCAGUUCGACAUUGUGAAGAAUGGUCUCUGAAAAAUUCUACAUUUUUACCAACAGAUUACUUUAUGAAGACGAAGAUUGACAAGAAUAACGGUCAUGAUUUAGAAAUUAAACAAACUAAGAUACCCAAACAUUGGUCACAGUUUCUAAAAUACAGAUCUUGUGGUGACAUUCCUCGAGAAUUAUUUGAAGAUAUAACUCGACAGAAACGUCAGUCUCUAGAAACGUACGGUCAGUGGUGUGGCCGAUGGGAAGCUCCCGUAUUUAAACCUUGCUGCUCUGAAUGUCUCGACCCUUCAUCAUGCAUAGCUGCAAAUUGUACACCGUUUUUGGACCAGGUUGACGAAGCUUGCGUGAAGUUCACUUUCUGUAAACUUUGUUGGGCCGAUUUACCAAAUAAGGCUUUACCUCAUUGUGAUUGUGUUCGAGAUCUCACGCGCGAUUUAAAAGAAGCACGUUGUUUCGGAUUACUACCAGGUGAUUGUUACAACUAUCGCAGUCGUUUGUACGGAUUUAUGUCGAACAGUAACUGCUGGGGACGCUUAACUUUAAAAAUUACUGAAACUUAUCAGUGUGGAUUUAAGCAAGACUCGUGCAAUUCCGGUUCAGGUUGCCAAGUGGUUCCACAGCUAUGCUUCCGAAAGAGCAUGAAAAUUUUAAAUAAUUUCAAAUGUGUGAAUCACCACACGUGUGAAGAGACAUUUCGUAGAUUGAGAUCGGGUUCGCAACCACCACCAUCGCAAACUCGCCCAUCAGCAAGACCAACUUCGCCGACUGAUCCUAGACCACGCCCUAACCCGGUUACGCCAGUUGGUCGGGGGUCUGGACCUGAAACAGGACUUGUUGAAUCCCCAGUCCCUAUUCGAGGAGAAAGACCACUUACCUCCAGAACAGGAUAGCAAACUACUUCAGGAAACUUCGUAGUUAUCGUCUGCUGUCAUCAUGAAUUUAGAAGUAUUUUCAGAGGAGAAAUGCCGCUGCCAUUUGUCAAAUGAAACAAAUAAGAGACUGAAAAUCUGUUUCCUUUUUUAUGAUGCAUGGAAAAACCUAGCUUGUCCCGCUACCUGUUAUGAAAACAGACCUUCGUCACGAAAGAUUUGCAAAUACAGUACUCCGAGAAGCUCAGAAGCUCUAACCCAGAUACCAUCUGAGUUUUUUUUUAUUAGAGUUUGUCGGACUAUUCUGUAAACUCCUAUUCAUUUUGAAAAUGAAACAUUAAAAUGUUCGUGAAUAAUGUUAAUAAAAUGUUUAAGUUUUAG